Eublepharis macularius is the source of this 1486-nucleotide messenger RNA. RefSeq lists its product as uncharacterized. The transcript has 4 exons. The record is from RefSeq and is a predicted model, not a curated record. The coding region runs from base 39 to 740 and encodes 233 amino acids. NCBI's taxonomy places the organism in Eukaryota, Metazoa, Chordata, Lepidosauria, Squamata, Eublepharidae.
GCCUGAAUACAGAGAGGAGAGAGCUGUCCUGGAUUGCAAUGGCAGGGCUGUGCCUGUUCUGGAUAUUGGUGGGCCCCACUGCCGCCCUCCAGGUGAUCUUGCCAGAAUCUUCAGUUUACAUCUCUGCUGGGAAUACAGCUUUACUCUCUGCCUCCUUGAAUUUUUCUCCUCCGGUGCCAAAUUACUUCCAGUUGCGCUGGCGUUUUGUCACUGGCAGCUGGCUGGUGCUGAAGCUCAAGGCGAAUAAUUGCAUGGCAAAGAAUGGAACCCAACACUGGAGGGACUCCUGUGUGAUCAGCAUUGAAGCAACGGAGAGAUACAGGCAACGAGCCAAGCUGUCGUCCAACGAUGCUUCGCUGGUACUCCAGGAUGUGAGGACUGAGGAUUCAGGGAUCUACAGCGUCACAGUGCUGGCUCUGGACAUGACCUCAUCAGCUACCAUCAGUCUGGCAGUGACCAAAGUGGAUCCAGAUAUCCCUGUCUCUUUUGUGAAAGCAGCAGAUGAUGGGGGCUAUACACUGUCCAAUUCCAUACAGCUGGGUUUGGCUGGACUGAUCCUCUGUCUCCUCGGACUCAUCAUAGCAGAGGCGCAGUUUUCGAUCUACAUCAGUGCAGACAUCGAGCAUUUGAUCUUCGAUAUUUCCACAACAAAGCUGCGAACAAUAGUGCUGCUAAUGGUAGAAGUAGAAAAAGCCAGUACAGCCCUGCAAAGACAGAGAGAGAGAGAAAGGGAAAUGUGAACAUUCUGAUGGAGCCAGUGUAUGGUUGGAGGAGGGCACACGACAGAAUAAUCCAAGCAGGCUUGCUCAGCAACUGAAUGGCAGACCUCCGGAGAGGUAUUUACAUAAGUAAGGAGUUUUUGAGAGGCAUCCAUCAAGAGCCUAGGUUCAAUUGCUAAAAGAUUGCUUCUCCCAGUAUCAACCUGUGAAACAGCUCCACUCCUCAGAACAACAGCUAUUGAUUAUUCCUUCCUGUAGGGUAGUGAAGACAGUCACUGCUAGAUCUAGGUUUUUUUUUCAGUGGCUGCUCCUAUUUUAAAGAACAGCCUUUGGAAGGCUUCCACUUCGUUCAUAUUCCACAAGUUAUUCAAGGCAGAAUUGUUCAGGAGAGCUUUUGAUACUACCAUCUAUGUUUGUUGAGAGCCAGUUUGGUGUAGUGGUUAAGAGCGCAGGACUCAAAACCAGGUUUGAUUCCUCACCCCUCCACUUGAAGCCAACUGGGUGACCUUAGACUAGUCACAGCUCUCUGGAGCUCUCUCAGCUGGAGCAGCCAUGUGACCAUUUUCAAGAGGUUCUGGAACUCCGUUCCACCACGUUCCAGCUGAAAAAAAGCCCUGAAUAAAGCCCAUAUAGAUCAUCUAUAAGACUAAGGCCCCACCCACCUCACAGGGUGUUUUGUUGUGGGCAGGGCUUUUUUUUCUGGGAAAAGAGGUGGGGGAACUCAGUGGGUUGCCCUCGGAGAAAAUGGUCACAUGGCUGGUGGCCCC